Aspergillus eucalypticola CBS 122712 is the source of this 695-nucleotide messenger RNA. RefSeq lists its product as uncharacterized. The transcript is spliced from 2 exons. The record is from RefSeq and is a predicted model, not a curated record. The annotation marks the transcript as partial. Lineage: Eukaryota; Fungi; Ascomycota; Eurotiomycetes; Eurotiales; Aspergillaceae.
AUAGCUGGCCGGCAGGUUGUUUUAUUAUAUGAUAAUUUCUCAUCUCAUCUUGCUGCGUACGAAGAGGUUAAAACACAGUUAUUAAAUAUUCUGAAACGGCAAUGGCUGGUUUAUAUAAUGACUGAAUAUGACUGGGAAUAUGAUCCUAUAACUAUAAUGAAUCUUUUGCAAGUGCUCCGUUGGUCAAUAUCUGCCUGGAAUCUUGAUUUGAAAGAUGAUACAAUCUGCCACUGCUUUACACGCGCGCUUUCAGAUGAUGCUUAUAAUCCUAUGCCUGACUCUGCUAUUUUACAUGAUUUGACUACUAGUCUACAGAAGUUACGGGAUACUGCACGGAUUCAAGAUAUCAUGCAUAUCAACCAGUUCUUGAAUCCCUUAGAAGAGCAGAUUCAUGAUGCAAUUACUGAUUUAAAUAAUAUCAUUCUAAGCCAGUACACUGCAGUUGAAGAUGAGGUCGAAGAGAAUAAUGAAAUGGUAGAGCCUCUACCAUUUAUAUCAUCUACCAGGGCCCUGCAGGCAUUAUAUGACCUCUGCUUGUACAAAGAACAAUAAAAUGAUGCUAAUCUAGCAUCUUUAUACUUGCUAGUAUGCCAGGAACGUGAUAUUCUUCGAAGAAAGAUGUCAAACACGCAACAAAGUGAUAUUCGUGGCUACUUUAGGUAGAAUAUUCAAUAUAAGGAAGACCUCGAUAUAAG